AUGCCGUGGGAGGAUCAAGGUGUGGAGAUGGAAUCUGCGGAUUCCUCCGAAGAACUAUCUUACGUAAUGAAUUCCCCAAUUUUAUCCAACGUAGAAGAGAAUUCUGGAAUAUUCUCGAAUUCUAGCAAUUUUGCAAUUGAUAAUUCUGAUCAUGCGCACAGUAGCCUCAUCAACUACUCAGUCUAUAAUUGUUACUUUUAUGGCCAAAUUGCCAACGUGAUAAAGGCCUCAAUGUGUUGGAGCAUGUUUGGGGUUAUUGUUACCUUUUUUACUGAAUCCAACCAUGGAAUCUCCUUAGUGCGUUUGGUCUUCAAUUUGUCCAUCAUACUUUCAUCUCCCUUUGCCAGCAUAUUAGCGGGACGAACAAAUAUAAAAACUAUCCUCUCAAUUACUACUGUUAUUAGAACCAUAAUUUGGUCCAUUAUGGUUCCUCUGUUUUGGUAUUAUUUGGAUUAUAAAUGUGGGUACAAAAGGUGUUUCUUCUUCAACUUCUUGUGCUUUAUGUUUAUUGAUGGGCUACAAGUUUCCUUUUCAAAUAUAGUUGACAUCGAUUGCGGAGGAUUUGACAGUCUAAGCUUGCAAUACGAUGUACCUCUUUCUUAUACCACACGGUACAGACUAAAUACUGUACACCAGAUAGUCUUUGAUUUAUCAUUCUUUGUCGUAUCUCUACCCGUGGCGUACUCAAUUUACCGUUAUUCAUUGGCAUACCCUCAAAAUGAAACACUAGCUUUUGCUUUGGGAAUGCCUAUCAUUUUUUUACUCUUGGGUCUUAUAUCGCUAAGUUUCUAUCUGUUCGGACUGCCUAACUCUCCGUGCCAAGAAUAUCGCAAUGAAAUUACCAUUAUUCGUUCAUACAGCUUCAAGUUGGUACUGUUACAGCGUUUAAGAGACAUUUUUGAAGGUUUUUGUAUCACAAUUCAAAAUCACACAAUAUCUUCUCGCUUGUUGUUUUUAACAAUUGAGACUGCAUUUGAUGAUUCUUUAAUAUCGCUUAUCAUACCCUCUAUUGCUAUUCACAAUGGGUGGUUCCAGUAUUCGAAUUUGAUUAAACCAAAUCUCAUAGCAGUGUUUCUUAUUUCAUUAGGCAAGUUGGGUGGGGUAAUUGGUAUGUAUUUCGUUCAGAGGAGGGGUAUAAAUGUUAAUUCGAUUUCUAGAUCUUAUUUAAAAUUGUCCCAAUUUACAUUAUUAUCAAUGCUAUCAAUAUUAUUGCUACCAGCUUCUGUCAAGUUGAUUGACUGGCUUGGAUUGAAAGGUUGGGUUUGUGUUUAUAUAUUUGGAUUGGUAUUUUUCCUGUUUUUUUUAUUCAAUUCAUUGCCAAAAGUUUGGUUAUCUACUCUACUGCAAAAUGCAGUAUCUGACUACCAAGUGAGACACAAAAUAUAUUACUUUGUGAGUCUCUUUAUCACUCUAAUAGAUGCACUGGUUAUAAUAGGCCUGAAUUACUCUAUACCUUUACCUAGUACCAGGGGAUACUUUUUGAAGAUGUUGUAUUAUGCUGCAGGUUUUUACAGUGUGUACGGAAUCUUGCAGAUAUUUAUUGGACCAUUUAUGCUCUACUGA
Babesia microti strain RI is the source of this 1563-nucleotide messenger RNA. Its product is annotated as conserved Plasmodium membrane protein, unknown function. The record is from RefSeq and is a predicted model, not a curated record. The transcript has 7 exons. Lineage: Eukaryota; Apicomplexa; Aconoidasida; Piroplasmida; Babesiidae. The coding region runs from base 1 to 1563 and encodes 520 amino acids.